CGAAAAUAAUAUUCAAAUAGUAUUCUAUAUUAUUAAAUAAAGUAAAAUUCGUAUAUAAAACAAAUGCAUCAUCAUGUCGAACCUUAAUACCUUUAUAGAUGGCAACGACAGCUUUCGCGACCAGAAUUUGCGCUUCGUCAAGAAUGAAUUUGAAGACAAUAUAAAUCAGUUCUUUAGUGGUGGAGCUACAGCUACAGAUCAGACCGCCAUGACAGCACCGCCACGCGACUGGAUUAUCGUACAACCUACUCCCGGUUUCUGUGUGAAGAGCUUUAAGAUCAACAGCGAUGAAAAGUUCUUCAUAAACGUUUGCCAAGCACCGGAAGUGCCUGGACCCAAAGAUAUAUCCGAUGGCGAGCUAAUAAGUAUAUUGGAAUCAACGACGCCCGGAUCGUUUCGCGUCCCAAUGAGCAUUUCGGAGAUACGUCAUACCAAAGAUCGCUCCAAUAACUCCGUAGAAGUGUGCGACAUAGCAAUAAAUCCAAACUUUUUGACAAAAAUAAAAAAAUCGCAACUCUUCAACAAUUUCUUUUUGCAAAUCGUUGCCGAAGCGCUCAGCGAAAAAUACAAUGUACAAAUAACGAUGGAUAAGACAAUAAUAUUGAGUAAUCGCAAAUUUAUCGGCACUUUGGUGGCGCAUCGUGUGAGAAACGAGGAUAUGCAAAGAGCAAGCGGUGCAUGUGGUACACCUGACGCAGUUGGCAGAGCAAUUUCGGGAAACAAAAAUACAGCGGAGCCAUCCACGUCCACAUCCACAAAGCCUUCGAAAUUAGUGCAGGAAAUUGAUGAGCAGCAUGCUGCAACUAUUCGUAACAACUGGACCAAAAAUCAUCAGCCGCUUUAUAAGCUACGCGCCCGAAUCCGCGAUGAGAAUGUCGACGAAAUUCAUGCCGAGCUUUAUUUACCCAAUUGCGUUUCAUCCCAAGAGUUCAGCUUGGAUGUAGGCGAAGAUCGCAUUUUGGUUGAGUCCUUGAAACAUGGCUAUAUAUUUGAUACAUUUGUCAAAUAUCGCCUCAAUCAGGAGCGUGCGCAGGCGCUAUUUGAUAAAACAAGCAAGAUGCUUCAAAUUCGUAUUCCGGUCAUUACACCACAAAGCGGCAUUCAACCAACAAAUAAACGAAUUUGUGAGCAAUUAGCUAUGGAUUAUAGAUACAGCGCCUACGGCAUUGGCCAGCGUCGUCAGCCCAAUGAUGCAUCGUCUUUUGCGCCAAUUCGCGGCKGUGGUGGUGGCAGCGGUGCCGGCGGCGGCGGUGGCAGCGGUAACAUCAGCGGCAACGGUGGUGGCAGUGCAGUCGACGACAAUUUCCGUCGUCCAAUGAACUAUGGUCGCACGGAUAGUUUUAACAAUAGCAACAGCGGAAUUGGUUUUAAUAAUCAAAGAUUUUCUGAAAUUGAUAGCAUCAAAUUUGGCAACAAUCAGCGUUAUUCCGAUAACGAUAACAACAAAUUUGGCAGCAUGCAAUCAAACACUUUUGGACGUUCUACCGAUGUCGGCAUCAGCGGUGGUGGCGGCGGCGGCUACUCAAAUUAUUCUAAUAACAAUCAACGUUUUAACAACAGCAAUAGCCAUGGCAGUCUUGCACCGAUCAAGAGUAGCUUUGACGAUAAGUUUCGACCACAACAGCCACAACUACAGCCGCAGCAGUCGCAGUCGCAUUCAAAUUUCCUUGGCCGCUCUUUUGAGCCAAGAUCAAACUCUGUUUCUAUGUCUGGCUCUGAUAAUUAUCGUGGGCCCCUGCAUCAACAACAACAGCUGCCAAGCAAUUUGGGCCUAACUCGUUCCAUUAGCGAUCUUAAUUACAGCAACAUUCACACUAACAACAACAUCAACAACAAAUCGGACAACACUCCAUCACGUUUUUACAAUAAUGAUCGCAACUUGGACACAUUUAGGCGCGAUACCUUCAGUGGCGUCAGCGGUGGCGGUGGCGGUGGCCAAGACUCGAAUCAUGUGAGCCGCACUGGCUCCAAUUUCAAGUUCAACAAUGAUCGCCCGGCAGCACCGUAUGGGCGUGCCAAUAAUACUGGAAACUUUGACAAUUUUAAUGAUCGCAAUUUUAAUAACGACUUUCGUGGGCCACAACCGCCCAACGAUUAUGGCUUAAACUUUGACAACAACAAAAUCAAUAACAGCAAUAGCAGCAACAGCAGCAAUCCACAAUCAUUUUACAAUAACAACAAUAACAGCCAGAACAAUGGGCCGGGCAACUAUCGCGGUCCGAACAACUCUGGUUCCGCUGGCAAUACUUUGGCAGUGUUGGAAACGGUCAAUGCUUUGAUGAAGAACCAAUCGAACUGGCAAGUGGGCAACAACAAUUAUGGCUUUGGACCGGGUAAACCGAUUGGCGGCGGCAAUCGCAACAAUAAAUGGAAUGGACCUGCAAAUAUUAGUGGACCGCCGAUUCCCAAGCCUAAUCAAGCUGCCAUGGGCAAUAGGCCACCGUUUCCCAAUCAGGGGCUAGGGCAAGGACAAGGACAAGGACAAGGAGGGGGACGUGCUCCCAGACAAAUUAACAGCAACAAUAUCAAUUAUAAUAACAAGCCACAGUUGCCCAAUGUUGCACGUAACAAGCAGUUCAAUCCACAACAGCAGCAGCAACAACAACCGAAACAGCAACAACAACCGAAACAGCAGCAACAACAACAACCGAAACAGCAGCAACAACAACAACCGAAACAGCAGCAGCAACAACAACAAAAACAGAAACAGCAGCCGCAGCCGCAGCCGCUGCCUCAAAGACAAUUUGUUAAUAGGAAUGUAUCGACAGUUAAGAAUGUGAGUGUCAAUGGCGGCAAACCGAAACCCGUUAAUAUGCCGCCCAAGCCGAAUGCGCCCAAUGCUGCCCCAAAUACUCAAGCGAAAGGCAUUAACAACAACAGUAACAACAACAAAAAAGAGAUUGAAGCACAGAAGCCAGCAGAGAAAACUAUUGUUAAAGUUGGAGCUCAAAAGCGUGUGGCUGAGCUAGCUCCUGCGCCCCUGACCAAGGCGGAUAUCAAGCGUCGCAAGCUCGCAAUUAAGCGUGGAUUUUUGAUCGGCGGCUUUAAGCUGCCCUAUAUUAAUAACCUGAAAGUAGCGUUGCCUCAGCCCGAGGAUAAAUCGUAUGCGAUUAUGUUCUUCGAACAGUUGCCCAAUUAUAGUACAAGCGGCGAAGAGCUGGACGAUGAGGCAAUGGCUGAGAGUCAGGAUUACGAGCAGGAAGGCAAAAAUGCUGGACGCACCUUGGUGAAACGCAUUCGCAAACGUUUGCACUACGAGUGGGCCAUCAAGGAGGAGGCCAAGAAAUAUACAUCGUGGCAGAGCUGGUGGACAGAUUACAAGUGGUGCGAGGAGGCUAUCAAGGAGGAACUGGCCACCUUUGGCAGCGUUAAUUUGCGCAAUUGCUUUAUACCUGAUUUGCCACGUCUGACCACUGAACAGGUGGUCGACGUUAUUGUUAACCAAGCCCAAUUUGCAUUGCAAAAGAAUUCGGACAAUUAUUUCAAUAAUAUGAAGUCCAUAUUUACACUAAUGAAUAUCACAUUUUUGGAGAACCUCAAGAUGCCCAAUACCGAGAAGGUUCAGAAUAUGAUACGAACGGUUCCAAAUGAAUUUUGGACUUACAAAAUGCGCAGCAUGAUCUAUUUGUGGGCUCAGUAUAAGAAAAUCUCAAAGACUUCGUCGCCGUCCACGGAAACUGGAGUCAAAGAGCUGCAGGCCAUAGCACGCGAUUGGAAGAAUCCGUUAUUCCAUUGGAUAGCCAAGCAGGCAUUCGACGAGUUGAAGGCCAUCAGCGAGGUGGAAUGGCCGGAACACAAACAGCAGUACCCAACUUUAGAGUCCGCUGCACCUUUAUCAUCUUAAAGCAAAUUCUACACCUGUAUGCAUUUUGAAACCCAAGUUGAUAUAAAUUUGAUUAUACAUAUAUAAAUGAUUUUUAUGUGUCCACCCAUAAGCAAAAA
Molecule: messenger RNA, 3942 nt
Organism: Drosophila arizonae
Lineage: Eukaryota; Metazoa; Arthropoda; Insecta; Diptera; Drosophilidae
Gene: Pih1D1
Product: PIH1 domain containing 1
Biological process (GO): box C/D snoRNP assembly; rRNA processing
Cellular component (GO): cytoplasm; R2TP complex; ribonucleoprotein complex
Source: RefSeq, a predicted model, not a curated record